Molecule: messenger RNA, 474 nt
Organism: Carlito syrichta (Philippine tarsier)
Lineage: Eukaryota; Metazoa; Chordata; Mammalia; Primates; Tarsiidae
Product: non-secretory ribonuclease-like
Exons: 1
Coding region: 1-474 (157 amino acids)
Biological process (GO): innate immune response in mucosa; chemotaxis
Molecular function (GO): RNA nuclease activity; nucleic acid binding
Source: RefSeq, a predicted model, not a curated record
AUGGCUCCAAAACUGCUCAGUUCCCGAUUUUGUCUGCUUCUGCUUCUGGGGCUCAUGGGAAUUGUGGGCUCAUCCCAUGCCAAACCCAGUCAUGUAACCUGGGCUCAGUGGUUUAAUAUCCAGCAUGUCAAUAUGACCCACUCCCGAUGCGACGAUGCCAUGCAGGUAGUUAAUGGUUAUGAGAAACGAUGCAAAAACCUGAAUACUUUUCUCCACACAAAUUUCUCUUCUGUGGUUAGUGUUUGUAACACUCAAAAUAUCACCUGUAAUAAUGGCCGCAUGAACUGUCAUGAAAGUACAGAGCAGGUGCCUUUAACCAUCUGUAACAUCACAAGACACUCGACCAAUUAUAGAAACUGCACCUAUAGACAGACACAAGCACAAAAGCGCUACAUUAUUGCCUGCAACAACAGUGCUCCACAGGACGCUGAAUAUCCAGCAAUGGUUCCAGUUCACUUAGAUCGACUUACCUAA